AUGGUCACUCCAGAGGAGAAACGAAUUGAUCGGUACAUCUGGGGAUUGGUACCUGAAAUCCGAGGGAUGGUCACUUCGGCAAACCCAACCACUAUACAAAAUGCGGUGGUGUUGGCAAAUCGUCUGACAAAUGAUGCAGUUAGAUCAGGGAUUUUAAAGCAAGACAAAUUUGGUGGAAAGAGGAAACUAGAGGGGCAAUCGUGGAAAAGGACCAACAAUGAUUUAGGCAAAAACCAAAAAGUGAUAAGAAACUUUGGGGAUCAGUCUCAAACAGGAGAAAAGGGCAAGGGGACUUACCCUAAAUGUGGCAAGUGCAAUUAUCACCAUAGCGGGAGAUGCAUUAUUUGUUUCAAAUGCAAUAAAGGAGGUCAUUUCGCUAAAGAUUGCAAGAUCAGAGAGAAUCAAUCAUGCCAUGAGUGCAGAAGCCCAAAUCACUUCAGGAAUAAGUGCCCAAGGAUAAUUAGAGGAUCAAGCAUCAACAAUGCCGGAAACCAAGAAAGGCAAACCUGUCAGGGAGAUCGAGGAGGUCAGGCUCGGGGAAGGGCAUUUGCAAUGGGAGCCGAAGAAGCACGUCAAGACCCUAAUGUUGUGACAGGUAUGUUUCUUUUAAACAACCUCUAUGCCUUAGUAAUAUUUGAUUCUGGAGCAGAUAGAAGUUUUGUUUCCCUAGAAUUUAGGCCGUUGAUAAAUCUGAAAUCGAGUAAGUUAAAAGAUGCUUACACUAUCGAAUUUGCCAAUGGCCAAGAAAUAAAGGUUGGGGACGUAAUCUUGGGUUGUACUUUAAAUUUUACUGAUAAGUUAUUUAGCAUUGAUCUUAUCCCAAUUAAAUUGGGAAGUUUCGAUGUAGUGGUAGGAAUGGACUGGUUGUCUAAGAAUCAAGCGGAGAUUUGUUACUUUGAGAGGAUUGUGCGAAUACCUUACCAAGACGGAGAAACCCUAUCUAUACAAGGGGAAAAACCUGGAAGGAGUUUAAAGAUGGUAUCAUGUGUGAAGAUUUGCAAGUAUAUGAGAAAAAAAUGCGUUGCAUUCUUGACUCAUGUAUCAGAAAGGAAAUCCGAGGAAAAGCAUAUUCAGGAUAUUCCUGUGGUGAGAAAUUAUCCAGCAGUAUUUCCGGAUGAUUUGUCAGGACUUCCUCCAUCUAGACAGGUCGAAUUCUGA
Cynara cardunculus var. scolymus (artichoke) is the source of this 1158-nucleotide messenger RNA. RefSeq lists its product as uncharacterized. Lineage: Eukaryota; Viridiplantae; Streptophyta; Magnoliopsida; Asterales; Asteraceae. The record is from RefSeq and is a predicted model, not a curated record. The transcript has a single exon. The coding region runs from base 1 to 1158 and encodes 385 amino acids. Gene Ontology annotation, molecular function: zinc ion binding; nucleic acid binding; protein binding.